This is a messenger RNA of Pestalotiopsis fici W106-1, 789 nucleotides long. RefSeq lists its product as uncharacterized. The record is from RefSeq and is a predicted model, not a curated record. NCBI's taxonomy places the organism in Eukaryota, Fungi, Ascomycota, Sordariomycetes, Amphisphaeriales, Sporocadaceae. Bases 1 to 789 code for a protein of 262 amino acids. The transcript has a single exon.
AUGGUUGAAUACGCAACUUACCCCAGCCUUCGUGGCAAGGUAGUCCUGAUUACAGGAGCCGCCGAAGGGAUUGGCGCAGCUGCAGUCGAACUCUUUUGCCGGCAGGGCUCUAAAGUCGUCUUUUUGGAUUACUCCGAGUCUUCAGCACGUCAAGUCCUCGACAAGAUCAAGUCGAUUCCCGACGCAACGCAGCCCACGUUCUUGUACUGCGACGUCACAGACCUGGAGGCACUCAAGAGCUGUGCCGAAAAGGCUAUAGCACAGCAUGGAACGGUGGACGUGCUCAUCAACAAUGCCGGGGCCGCGGGACCAACGUCGCGCGUACCGAGCUUGGGCGUCACGCCCGAGUCUUUCGACCUGGACGUCAACGUGAACCUGCGGCAUCAGUUCUUCCUCACACAGUACGUCGUCCCGGCCAUGCAGAAGCAAAAGUCGGGCAGCAUCAUCAACUUGGGAUCCAUCAUCUGGAGGAUCCCCGAGACGCAGGCGCCCGUCUACGCUACGGUCAAGGCGGGCGUCGUGGGCAUGACUAGGGUGCACAGCAAGGAGUACGGCAAGGACGGAAUUCGUGUCAAUAGCAUCAUGCCCGGGAGUGUCGCGACCGAGAGACAGAUUCGCGAGGUCCUGACCGAGGAGUACGAGGCCAACACCAUGAGGGCGCAGAGCCUCAAGAGACACGUACUGCCCGCGGACGUGGCCAGGUUGAUGUUGUUCCUUGCGGCAGAGGACUCGAGUGCCAUUACGGGCAGUAGUUACGUGAUCGAUGCCGGCUGGGUGAGCGAUAAAUAA